AGUAGACAAUCCACCUCAAAGGUGAUCCAGGCCACGGAUCCGCAAGCGUUUGGAAACCGCCGCACUAGCUCUGCCGUGAACGCCUCAAACCAGCUAGCUGUGCCUGUCAGUGUCUUGGAUUAUCUGGCCCUUCUGUCCUCCUGUACCUUUACAGGAAUCGAUUUGGUGCGAGUUUUCGAGAACGUCGCCCCGCAUUCAAAAUGUCUUCCACCGCUCUCGUCCACGAUGACGAUGUGAUGGACCCUAGUCUCCAAUCGAUCCUCGACCAAAAGACGCUGCGAUGGAUCUUCGUCGGUGGUAAGGGAGGUGUUGGAAAGACAACAACCUCGUGUUCCCUUGCGAUCCAGCUCGCGAAGGUCCGCAAGUCCGUUCUGCUCAUCUCAACCGACCCCGCACACAACCUGAGCGAUGCGUUUGGUCAAAAGUUCGGCAAGGAGGCCCGUCUGGUCGAUGGGUUCACCAACCUGAGCGCCAUGGAGAUUGAUCCGAAUGGCAGCAUUCAGGAUCUGCUUGCUGGUGGAGAGAACCAGCCCGAUGACCCCUUGGGCGGAUUGGGUAUGGGAGGCAUGAUGCAGGAUCUGGCUUUCAGUAUACCCGGUGUUGACGAGGCUAUGUCCUUUGCUGAAGUGUUGAAGCAAGUCAAGUCUCUCUCUUACGAAGUCAUUGUUUUCGACACUGCCCCCACCGGUCAUACUCUUCGUUUCCUUCAGUUCCCUACUGUUCUGGAAAAGGCACUGGCGAAGCUUUCUCAGCUGUCCGGCCAGUUUGGUCCGAUGUUGAACUCGAUCUUGGGCUCCCGCGGCGGUCUUCCCGGUGGACAGAACCUGGACGAGCUGCUACAGAAGAUGGAGUCUCUGCGCGAAACUAUCAGUGAGGUCAACACGCAGUUCAAGGAUGCAGACCUGACUACCUUCGUAUGUGUGUGUAUUGCCGAGUUCUUGUCCCUAUACGAGACGGAACGUAUGAUCCAGGAGCUGGCAAGCUACCACAUCGACUCCCACGCCAUCGUGGUUAACCAACUACUCUUCCCCAAGAAGGGAAGCGACUGUGAUCAGUGCAAUGCUCGUAGAAAGAUGCAGAAGAAGUAUCUGGAUCAGAUCGAAGAGCUGUACGAGGACUUCAACGUUGUCAGAAUGCCACUCCUGGUCGAGGAAGUUAGAGGAAAGGAGAAAUUGGAAAAGUUCAGCGAGAUGCUUGUUCACCCUUACGUGCCGCCGGAAUAGGUGUACAUCUAAGAAACACAAACUGCAAAUUUGAAAAAUUAGCGAGACGAAUGACGAAUGAAUAGAUUUAAUUCAUUUAACCCCGAGUAUAUCUACAUCCUUAGAGAAAAUCUCUUCACAUAGCUCUUGUUUAUUUCCUAAUCUGGAAAUGAUACUUCCAGCGC
This is a messenger RNA of Paecilomyces variotii, 1387 nucleotides long. RefSeq names its product ATPase get3. Gene Ontology annotation, cellular component: GET complex. The transcript is spliced from 4 exons. Lineage: Eukaryota; Fungi; Ascomycota; Eurotiomycetes; Eurotiales; Thermoascaceae. The coding region runs from base 201 to 1223 and encodes 340 amino acids. The record is from RefSeq and is a predicted model, not a curated record. Gene Ontology annotation, molecular function: ATP binding; ATP hydrolysis activity. Gene Ontology annotation, biological process: post-translational protein targeting to endoplasmic reticulum membrane.